Messenger RNA from Tachyglossus aculeatus (Australian echidna), 543 nucleotides. RefSeq names its product EF-hand calcium binding domain 10 (gene EFCAB10). The transcript has 4 exons. Gene Ontology annotation, molecular function: calcium ion binding. Bases 67 to 459 code for a protein of 130 amino acids. The record is from RefSeq and is a predicted model, not a curated record. NCBI's taxonomy places the organism in Eukaryota, Metazoa, Chordata, Mammalia, Monotremata, Tachyglossidae.
GUCACGGCUUCGCCCGGGUGUCACGAGGAGCCGCCUCGUCUCCUAGCAACGGCCAAACGCCCUGUCAUGGCGUCGAGCGUGAGGGAGGAGGAGGCCCAGGCCUACCUGGAGCAGCAUCGGAUUGUGGAGCUUUUGGACGGUUUGACCAGCAGCGUCCUCUACCACCGGCCAGAAAGGCCGAGAGAAUUUCUAAUAAGUCUGCUUGAACGAGUCAAGGUUGCGAGAAUGACAGGGGUGGCUUACCCUUACCUUAUGGAUCACUCGAAUUUGACCUCUAUGUUUGAGAUGAUGGACCCUUCAAAACAAGGCUACAUCACCUCCGUACAGCUCAGAGAAGCCCUCCAAACCCUGGGUCUGCCCACAGAAGAUGAGUCUUUUCCGGAUGGUGAGAGAAUCACUAUAGAAAGAUUCAUAAAUAAAGUGAACAAGAAGCGUCUGGCUACAUGUUCCAGAUUUUAAUGGGCCACCUUUUAACUGUGAGGAGAAAUGCUGGGGAAAAAAAUGCCUCAUUGUCAUGAAUAAAUAUAAUGUUGGAAUAACGUU